Phragmites australis (common reed) is the source of this 2252-nucleotide messenger RNA. RefSeq names its product KH domain-containing protein SPIN1-like. Gene Ontology annotation, molecular function: mRNA binding. Lineage: Eukaryota; Viridiplantae; Streptophyta; Magnoliopsida; Poales; Poaceae. Gene Ontology annotation, biological process: regulation of mRNA splicing, via spliceosome. Gene Ontology annotation, cellular component: nucleus. The coding region runs from base 1127 to 1837 and encodes 236 amino acids. The transcript is spliced from 6 exons. The record is from RefSeq and is a predicted model, not a curated record.
CUUGCAGUCUGAUGAGAGUUUUGUUUGGUUAUGAGUGAACAAUUCAUCUGCAAUCAUGAAUUGGGGGCUACUGGCCCCAAUGCUUGGAUGAGCGCUCAUUUUAGAUGGUAUUGGCUGCUACUUCUUAUGUGUAUGAUCUCUGGUUCAUACGAUUCCUUAUGUCGCCUUGCUUUAGAUUUGUAUUGCGAUGCUUAAUUGAUUGGCUAGAUUAGAUGAUCGGGCUUCUGGAAGAUAAUGCCAUCAUUUGGUGUUCUUGAUGAUCGAUCUGUCUGUGAUAAUCUAUAAUGAUGAUGGUGCAGCGCAACCUUCUUGAUUGAUAUAUUGUGAUGUACUGCUGUUUGGCAUGCUUUCAAGGAAUGAAUGUAUCAUGAACUUGUAUGCUAUCUUAGCAAUUUGUCUUCUCAUUCUCUUGGUGAGAAUGGUAUUGAUUUGCUUAGAGCUAAUCUUAACAGUACUACAGAAAAGCAAUGAUAAAGCUUCUAGACUGUACAAGUGGUAAAGGUUAUCGCUAGAGAUCAACAUGUGUUUAUCUCAACGUCAUCACAAAUCACGGCACAUUAUCAGCAAGAGAGAGUUCACAUAUUACACAGCCUGCGAAUGACUAACUGUACUCGAUGGAAACAUUUUUUCUGACCUAUUUAUGUAAAACUUUUGUAAAUUUAGUAUAGGAAUACUGUGAUUUAUAUCAUGGGGCCUUUUCCUAGUGCUUAUACUGGAAAAUGUGGAGGGUUCAAAUAUAACCUAAAAUUUUCUUGUUUUCUCAGGAGAUCCUGCUCUGUCAGCUGACUCUGCUAUUUGUGUGCAGUUCAUAUGAUCAGACCAUGGCUUAUAGGAUUUCCUUUAUUAUACCAUUGUAGACUGAAUAAUAAACAUCAUCUUCUUCAAUGAGACCAUCAGGAAUUUAUCUAUUAUAAGUGAUGAUGUUGGACCAUGCAUCAUGUAGAUCACACUUCAAUGUUGUUUGUUUAGACCAACCUGAAGAAAGAACUAUCCCUCUGCCCAUCUGUUUAUUUCAGGAAUAAUAAAGGGAUGAUGUAUAUUAUGGACUUAUUGCUAAUGUUGUAUAAAACAUAUAUAGUUUCUAUGUGCAUGCACGUUUUGAUAUCCAUUUUUCUCCCGUCAAUGCAUGUCCACUGCUUAUUUCUUGUGUCGACUCUCAUGGAAAGAGAUUAUGCGAGUAUCAAGCAUUCUUCACAACCAUGGAUUUGGCGAUUUCGACAGGCAUCGGUAUAUUAGUCCUAGUCCGAUGUCCUCACCAAACCCCAGAUCUAACAUCCCCGGCAGCGAGUUCAGUCCUUGGAGUGGACUGCAAGAGCGAUUAGGUUUUCCUCAAGGAACCAGUAUGGACUGGCAAGGAGCACCACCGAGCCCUAGCUCUCAUGUUAUAAAGAAGAUUCUACGUCUGGAGGUCCCAGUUGAUUCCUAUCCGAAUUUCAAUUUUGUGGGCCGCAUUUUAGGACCUAGAGGUAACUCCCUAAAGCGUGUAGAAGCAUCCACUGGCUGUCGUGUUUUCAUUAGAGGAAAGGGUUCCAUCAAAGAUCCAGGGAAGGAGGACAAACUACGAGGAAAACCGGGCUAUGAGCACCUGAGUGAUCCAUUGCAUAUCUUGAUAGAGGCUGAGUUCCCUGCCAGUAUCAUCGAUGCAAGGUUGAUACAUGCACAGGAGAUUAUAGAAGAAUUGCUCAAACCAGUGGAUGAGUCACAGGAUUUCUACAAAAGGCAACAGCUCAGGGAGCUGGCAAUGCUGAACUCCACCCUGAGAGAGGACAGCCCUCAUCCUGGGAGCGUCUCUCCAUUCAGUAAUGGCGGUAUGAAACGCGCGAAAACAGGCCAGUAGAGAAGAAGCAACUGUGCCGUCCUACCUGGCGGUGUCCAGGUAUGCUAUGCCGUCAUGGGAACGCCGUGCCGUCGGGCAAUGUCCGCCAUGGACAUGUGUGAGGGAAGCAAUGUGCCUUCACUAACCGAGUCUAGCAUCGGCUAGCUUUCCCCCUUGAGACAGGAUGGAUUGCUGGGACGAUGAGAGUAGUCGUGGAUCGUUGGGUGGAUCCAUCCUGGCUGUUGUAUGGUCUUAGAACAUUCGUUUUAUUUGUUAUUGACGGUUAACCCUAGUGUGUGGUGGAAUGGUGGCGAUCUGCAUGAUAGAUUAGAGAGGCCUGAGUAUGUGAGCUUUAGGUGUUUUGUUAACCUUGUAUUACAUCCUUUUAACAUUAAGGAGUCGCAAAAAAUAAAAAAUAAAACAUCCAUUUGUACCU